AUGUUGACAUAUAGGCCAAUCAAACCCGCCCUUUCGAAGUAUGGGACCUCUCGAAAGGGACCGCAAGAUCGAGCUGCGUCAAAGAGGAAUGGCAUAAUCAAAUCAGCUUGUUGGGAGUGUCGUAAGCGAAAAUCAAAGUGCAAUGGACUCAAGCCUUCAUGUGCAAACUGUACCAAAUGGGGUGCAGAAUGCAUAUACGACUCGGAUGUUCGCGAUGCAAAAGUCAGAAAUCUCCAGAGUGUCAAUGAGAAGCUCGAAGCAGAGUUGGAGGCUACCAAGACGCUUCUGAUACAGGUAGCUUCUGGGUCGGAUCAAAUGAGAAGCAUUGUGUUGGAGCUUCUACAGAAUGCCAAGGAACCGUUCGAGAUAUUAGAAGCACUAAGCGACACCGGAGGCAUUGAUUCUGCCAUGGCAAACUCACAAGUUCCUCAUGAGACGACCGUCCCGCAUUUUUCGACAGAAGGUGUUUUACCUAAUGUAGAACCCUUCGGUAUAUCCAGCUCCGGAUCAGCAGAUAAUGGUUUCGGGUAUUCUUCCAUGGCACAAGCACCCCUUUAUCAAUCUCAUCUAGGUACAUCCAUAAACGUCCUGAUAUAUCCUACGCCACCAGCAAAAGACGGCUCGCCAAGUCUCCAACCACCACGAGUUCUCCAGUCUCAGUCUCAGGCAACGAUACCAUUCCGCAGUAAGAUAGAAGGCUCGACUGACUCAAUCCUACUGGCAAACAAUUCCAGUGCGAUAUCGUGCCAGCCAGGGAAACAAAGUCUAUUCUUCGAACCGUUGUUCAACCACGAUGACUUCUUACUCACAACACCUGAUGUACCAGGACGAAGCCCUCAUAACAGUCAACACGGGACAGUACACCAUAUCAACGAACAGCCUCCACUGAUGCAUGAAGGGCCGGUUCAUUCAAUGUCAACCGCUGUAUUGGACGUUGACAGCUACAUAUCGCCCCUGUCGAAUCUUCAAGCGAAUAGCGAAGAAGCUUUAUCCCCAUCGCUCGACGUCCAACCAAACUUUCGGAAUCACUUCAACAACCUGUCGCUCUCAAGUAGUAUCCGAGCGAACGGGUACCCUCGGAACAUUCAAGACGCGCAAAUACGCAACAUCUUUGUUCCCGAUUGGGCUGCUGCCUCGCUCAACACUAUACCAGACCCGGGACAUCUCGAUGAUGCGUUUGGGGACAUUUACAAACGAGUUACCAGCCUUCUGGAGAGUGGAGAACCAGUACAUCGAGUCGCUGGUCAUCAUCCCAACAUUGCUGCGCUAUAUGACCAGCAAGAGUUUGAUAGAUCGUGUCUUUUGUCACAGUGGGCGGCGAGAAUGGUGCAUAGCGUUAAGCGUCAAGGAUACGAUUUCACAUGUUUUGCAUCCAUGAAUGUGUUCUGGUAUAUGAUGAGAUGGAUGGUCGACCCUACGCCAGAGUCAUAUGCUGCCAUGCCGGAAUGGAUUAGACCAACGUCGAAUCAGCUGUUUACACCUCAUAUCAGCAUGGCUGAUUUUGUACUCUGGCCAGGAUUCCGUGACCUCGUUGUGCAAGUACCGCAGCUUCAAGAACGUAUGGAAUGGCUCGCAGAUAUGUCGUUGUUCAUCAAGUGUGACUGGCCUUAUCCCCUCGAACAGGCGUUGCAUAGAAAUCCUGUCUCUGGGGAUGUAGAUCUUGUGGAUCUAGCAAAGCAGCAUGUUUGGACACUAGGAUGCUGGUCUGUAGGACCUUCCUUUAGAAGAUUUUUACACGAUGCGGAUUCAUACCUCUUGGUAAGGCCGGAAGCGCAACCUAUAUAG
Messenger RNA from Fusarium venenatum, 1785 nucleotides. Its product is annotated as major facilitator superfamily domain-containing protein. Gene Ontology annotation, cellular component: plasma membrane. The record is from RefSeq and is a predicted model, not a curated record. Lineage: Eukaryota; Fungi; Ascomycota; Sordariomycetes; Hypocreales; Nectriaceae. Gene Ontology annotation, biological process: regulation of DNA-templated transcription; transmembrane transport. Gene Ontology annotation, molecular function: zinc ion binding; DNA-binding transcription factor activity, RNA polymerase II-specific; transmembrane transporter activity.